CCUCCCGCCGGGCCGGGCGGGGCGGGCUCCGGAGCAGAAAUGUCUCAGGAGCGGCCCAAGUUCUACCGACAAGAGCUGAACAAGACCGUGUGGGAGGUGCCCGAGCGUUACCAGAACCUCUCCCCGGUCGGCUCCGGGGCCUACGGCUCCGUCUGUUCUGCCUUUGACACAAAAACUGAGCUGCGUGUGGCUGUCAAGAAGCUGUCCCGACCAUUUCAGUCCAUCAUCCACGCCAAGAGGACCUACCGAGAGCUGCGCCUGCUGAAGCACAUGAAACAUGAAAAUGUGAUUGGCUUGCUGGAUGUGUUCACCCCUGCCAAGUCACUAGAAGAAUUCAAUGAUGUGUACUUGGUGACACACCUUAUGGGAGCAGAUCUGAACAACAUUGUGAAAUGCCAGAAGCUCACUGAUGACCACGUGCAGUUCCUCAUCUACCAGAUCCUUCGGGGGCUGAAGUACAUCCAUUCAGCUGACAUAAUACACAGGGAUUUAAAGCCCAGUAACCUAGCUGUAAAUGAAGACUGCGAGCUGAAGAUCCUGGACUUCGGCUUGGCGCGGCACACGGACGACGAGAUGACCGGGUACGUGGCGACCCGCUGGUACAGGGCUCCCGAGAUCAUGCUCAACUGGAUGCACUACAACCAGACAGUUGAUAUUUGGUCGGUGGGCUGCAUUAUGGCUGAACUGUUGACUGGAAGAACAUUGUUCCCUGGGACAGACCAUAUUAACCAGCUUCAGCAGAUCAUGCGUCUGACGGGAACACCCCCUGCAUAUCUCAUUAACAGGAUGCCCAGCCACGAGGCAAGAAACUACAUCCAGUCUCUGUCUUAUAUGCCGAAAAUGAACUUUGAAAACGUGUUCAUUGGUGCCAAUCCCCUAGCUGUGGACUUGCUAGAGAAGAUGUUGGUACUGGACACGGACAAGCGAAUCACUGCAGCAGAAGCGCUGGCUCACGCCUACUUUGCUCAGUAUCAUGACCCAGAUGAUGAACCAGUGGCAGACCCCUAUGACCAGUCCUUUGAAAGCAGGGAACUUGAGAUUGAAGAAUGGAAAAGCCUGACUUACGAUGAAGUGAUCAGCUUCGUGCCACCGCCGCUUGACCAAGAGGAGAUGGAGUCCUGAGGAGCUGCUCUCUUCUGUUUGUCCCACGUCACUGUGAGGGGAAGGCCUUUUCCUAGGGACUCUCCGAUUAUCGUUCAAGUGCCUCGUCACAACAAUAUUCUCCUUGGUGGAGGGGUUUUGUGUGUGUUGAAUUGGGGAGGGAGGGGGGAGGGAAGGAAAGCCGACUCUGUGUAAACAUGCUGCAUGCUCUCGUGUUCUGUGUACAGCCUGGGGCAAGCCCCUGAAGACCUGCUCUGACCUCUCCUCGGUCCUCCCAGUGCUCAGAGCUUGCACUGCUGGGGCAAGACAGGGAAGCUGAUGCUGAAAGUUUGGUUACAAUCGUUGCCAUUUUAUCAAUUCUACAAUUAAGUAACCUCUAAGUAAUGGAAGUUGUUUUUUAGACAUAGAAAGUCCUCUGUUCUCUUCAGGAUGGAAGGUGGGGGUUGAGGGAUGCCCUUGUUCAGUGCCAGGGUACUGAUCCAUGCCCAGAUCUUCCUGGUACAGCAGGGUAGAGGCCUUCUAAUGUCCAAUUCCUGGAACUUGGAAAGGUUUGGUUUGAAACUGUAAAUAUGUUUGUGCCUUAAUGAAUGGGGAGAGAAAGGAUGGAAGACUGGAGUGAAAAUCUCUGACCCACUGCUUUUUAGGGUGAAGGCUCCCGGAUAGCCAGGCAUGAACUCCAUGUAAUCAGGAAAUAGCUUCCAGAGGCAACAGCUUCUAUCUCUGGAUUGGGUAUUCCUGUGUUUUUGCCUCUUGCUUUCCUCUUGUUCUGAGGCUUCCCAGCAUUAGCUCCCAGGAGACAGAGGCUGGAGUUGAUUCUUGCUAGCCACACGUUCGUGUCCGUUGUUCCCUAGAGGUGGGGUGUGUUUGCAUGUCGUAGCUGUACCUGCAUGUGGAGCUGCUUGACCUUCGUCCUUCCUCUUUUGGGGAUGGCACUGGGGCAGUUAAACCAUCAGUGAAGUGUUCCACUGAGUACCUCAGCCAGUGCCAUGGAAUCACAGCAUCCUUCCUCUUGUGCUGCAGCUCAUUGUCAACUCCGGGCCGCUCUGGAGGCUUCAGCAAGGACAGGAUAAACCAACAGGGCACAGAAACAUGCACCUUGUGUUCUGACCUCCUGGUUUCCAAGGAGGAGAGCUUGGGAUGAGGGGGUUCUUGUGAGAUCAGAUGUAAAGGAUGAUCUUUAAAGACAAAACCAGGGCAGCUUGGGCCAGAACUUAAGUUAUUUCCUGAAAUGAAUUUUUAUAGAAGCCUUGGAAUCCAAAGCAAAAAAAAUCAGCAUGCAUAAAGCCACAAUCUCCCUUUCACUGUCUAU
Indicator indicator is the source of this 2410-nucleotide messenger RNA. It is a transcript of the gene MAPK14, whose product is annotated as mitogen-activated protein kinase 14. Gene Ontology annotation, cellular component: cytoplasm; nucleus. Gene Ontology annotation, molecular function: MAP kinase activity; ATP binding. The transcript has 12 exons. Lineage: Eukaryota; Metazoa; Chordata; Aves; Piciformes; Indicatoridae. Gene Ontology annotation, biological process: p38MAPK cascade; protein phosphorylation. Bases 40 to 1122 code for a protein of 360 amino acids. The record is from RefSeq and is a predicted model, not a curated record.